Messenger RNA from Salarias fasciatus (jewelled blenny), 3675 nucleotides. RefSeq names its product zinc finger protein 236-like. Gene Ontology annotation, biological process: regulation of transcription by RNA polymerase II. NCBI's taxonomy places the organism in Eukaryota, Metazoa, Chordata, Actinopteri, Blenniiformes, Blenniidae. Gene Ontology annotation, molecular function: RNA polymerase II cis-regulatory region sequence-specific DNA binding; DNA-binding transcription factor activity. The record is from RefSeq and is a predicted model, not a curated record. The coding region runs from base 274 to 2649 and encodes 791 amino acids. The transcript is spliced from 4 exons.
UGCGUCUUCCUGUUGAUACGGAAACAUCUCGAAAACCUUGCAUGAAUAAGGGCUCUUAAAAACAAAAAAAACGUCCUCGAAUGUGCACAAGGCUGUGCGUUUGUACCGUGGUUUUCCUGCGGUUUGCACCAUUAGCUGCGGCUCGCUAAACGCAGCUGCGGUUGAAAUCAACACCUAGCAACCACACCUGGCCGCUUUCGGGGGUGCAGUCCGCGGUCCUCCGGCUCAGCUUCGUGCCGCUAACGGGGCUGGGGCCACUUCAGCUUUCCCACCAUGUUGAGCAGCGUCGCCCUGCGAGCUCAGAUCGCCUCCGUGAUUGAUGCCCUGUCCAAGGCAGCCGUGGCCGAGAUCGCCCAGGUCGUGGAGGAUGGCAUGGUGGUGCUACGACUGGAAAUGUGUCAGCGGGAGAACGAGAUCAAGAAGCUGAAGAGCAACAUCGAGGUGCUGCACGGCGAGCUGCGGGCGACACAGCACGCAGGGAGCCUGCGACCCCACCACGGGAGGGACGAAAUCCAGAGUUGCAUGGGUGAUGAGAGGAACCUGUUGGAGAAUGUGCGUCCUGAGGAGGGGAACAGCAGCGUGCACGUGACCGACGUGCAGGUGAAAUGCGAACCCGGCGAAGGGGGAAGUGAGGAGACCCCGAGGCCGGCCGACAAAUUGGACGGAGGUCUCACCCUGUACGAGGCAGGUCAAUGGACAGCGGCAGCAGCAAAUGAGACUGCCGGCGGCAGCAGCAUGGAUUAUUUGGGUCUCGGGGAGAGCUCGCUGUCCUGUCUCCCCGAGUCCUCUCUGGCCAACGGGCUGAGCGUGUCCGGCAGCGGCUCCGGCGGGCUCCAGCAGGGCCCCUUCAGCCGAGGCCUGCUGGGCUACAACCAGCACCGGAACAUGGUGCGCAGGAGGACGGCGAAGAGGCUGAUUUUCAGGAAGGGCUUCUUCUGUCCGUACUGCGGCAAAUACUUCGAACGCAUCGGGCACCUGGAGAGACACAAAAGGAUCCACACGGGGGAGAAACCCUACCGCUGCGAGAUCUGCGAGAAGCGCUUCAACCAGAAGUGCACUCUGAAGGAGCACAUGAAUAUCCACAGAAGAACAGGCAUUCAGUCCAGACCAGCCGAGCUCCAAGUGGCCGAACACAAGCAGGUCCCCGAGGCGACUCCCCGCACCAGUGCAGGCGUCCCGGAGCAGGAGAGCCAGGCCGAAGCCGAUGACGGUGGUCCGGCCAAGAGGGACGACCCCCUCCCAGCACCUGUGCAGAUCAAAUCCGAGCCCACGGAGGAAAAUGUAACACAGCCGCUGUUCCACGGAGGAAACGAGCAGGCGGGGGGAGCGGUCGGCAACCUGAGCGAGAAUUUCUCGGCGUUUCAGAGAGACAACCAGCAGUGGAUGUCACGGCUACAAAACAACCCGGAGCUGAGCAGCACGGACUUUCUCCAGAGCGGGACGUCGUAUCCCGGGAUCUCUCAGCUGCUCCCACCGCCAGUCGAGGCGUCCUGCAGCACCUUCCCUUUCCCAGGAAAGCCGUACGGCGAGCUGAAAAACAACGCGAUCCCCCAAGCACCUUACAGAGCGCCGGACGCCCUGAUGAUGCCGGGCGAAGCGAGCCUGCACCGCGGCAUCGGAGAGUCCUCACUGACUCACCCCCAGCAGAGAAGUUGGUCCUUCCCCCGGAUCAAGCCAAAGAAAUGCUUCGUUUGCUCGUACUGCAGCAAAGUGUUCGAGCGAGCCGGCCACCUGGAGAGACACUUACGGAUUCACACGGGGGAGAAGCCGUACGGCUGCCACAUCUGUGGGAAGUGCUUCAACCAGAAGAGCAGCCUGAAGAGCCACAUGAAGACGCACAGGAACGGUGAAACCACAGAUGUGCUGGAUUCUCACCGCAUGAUGUUUACAAUGCCGGACAAUCAGCAGCCGGACCCCCUGUCGGCGCCCGCCAGCCGCCUGACGGCGCUGGAGGAACAGCUGCCGGGCCAUUCGUUCCUGGAAGAACCGGUGGUGGUCAAACUGGAACCAAAGGAGGCUUUUCACGGCCAGGCGGCAGCCGAGGCCAACGUGGGAGGAGCCAACCAAAGCCAGCUGUGGACGACCGGGCCAGAGAAGAGCAACGGCGUCCCCGAACAGCCCGUCUGCAUGCUUCUGCAUGACGUCAAGUAUCAUCUCAGUCCCGGCGCUCCCGGCGAGCAGCUGGGAUACAUCUCGCCAAGCAAGGAUCUGACCUUCGUGGACGAGAAGGAAACGGACGGGGAUCAGUACUCGGUGGCGGGGAUGCAGCCGAGCUCCUCCGACGUGACUCUGGCGCCCGAGCCACACGACCAAAACGUCCUCCGCGAGGCGGCGGUGGACGACUACGGCGCCCUGAGCGACACGGGUCACCACGGGGGCAUCUUCAGCUUUAACAUGUCGGAGGUCGGCGAGCACGAGGACAGCUGCGACGCCGACGCCGCCAUGCACAACAGCUUCAUCUGCGCCAACUGCGGCCAGAGCUUCGGUACGUUCGACAUGUUUCAGAGGCACCACUGUGAGAAAGUGGCGGAGCAGUCGCUCAGCUGUGAGAUAUGCGGGAAGACCUUCAGCCAAAUGGGCAUCUUGAAGCUGCACCUUAAACUGCACAUGGAUAAAAACCCUUUGUAUCAUCCGCCGCAGGAGAAAUGAUCACUGACUGGGCUUCAGCACAAUUUCCACGGUACAUAUGAAGACAUACUGUUACCUCUUUCAUUUGCGGAAUUGGUUAAGAUGUUUUUUUUUUUUUCUGUUUCCCAUAAAAAUAAUUAAUCAGACUUUUAGGUUCCAGACAGUGAAAUGCUUUCCUGCUGCUUGAAUCCACUCCAUUUGCCACUUGAACACAAUCCUUUUUGUUAAAACAGAUUGAGCGUUGUUGCGUUGUUGACUGGGAGUGUUGUUUUGAAAGGCGCUCGAUCGCGAUCAUAAUCUUAUUUGAACGGAUUGUCUUUACAGUGAUCAUGGAAACAGAUCACAAGUAAUUUUUCUGAAGAAUUUAGCGAACUCUUGCGUUUUCGGUGCGAUCUCUACGUAUAAGACCACUUUUAGGAAGACUAUUAAAAAUGUCAAUCGAAGUGAUUUUGGAUGAUGAUGAAGUAUGGAAAUAAUCCUGUACUGUGCCUCAGAUUAUUAAGUUAUGUUACAAUUUUCUUUAAAAGGCAGGUAAGUUGGGAUUUCUUUAUCGUGCCAGACAUCGCUGAAAUCCUUCAGGGGUGCCUUUGGACACAAGGUGACACAGUGGUGGGGAAAGAGUUAAGGACUGUUAUUUAUUUUAGUUGUUACAAGUUAGUUAAAUCUGUCUUAGUUCACUGACAGGUAAUAAGUGUGGAACUAAAGCCUCCAUCCUGCUGAGUGAAUGAAGCACUCUUAAUCAAACUGUUCAGUAUUUUAUUGUCUCCUGCAGACUUGAAGGGUCAAUUAAGAUUCUCAGAAGAAAAAAAAAAAGCUUUGUGUUUUUUGGCUUGUAACUUUUUUCGAUCUGAUGUGAGUGCCUACAUUUUUCUCAUGGGAAUGUUUUCCCAACAGCACCAUCCAAAACUGUGUGAGAGAAUUACUUCCUCAGUUGAGUUCUCAUUCAGCUAUUUUAUACUUUCUGUUUUUUCAGUCUGAUAGCCGCCAUCAGUGUAGCAAGGUUUACUGUUAUUGUAUUUUCAUUAUGUUUGGAAAUAUGAAAAGAAA